CAUUUUUUACACACGUCAACAGGUGUAUCUGAAUUUGAUAUACGAUAAGUCAAAAUUGGGUUUUUAUUUGACUUUUACAGAUAGCCGCCUCACCCGAAAAUCAAGAGCCCUUCUGAUCGGCGGCACUGCCGGCGGAGCCGUUAUUAGGUCUAGAUUUACUCCUCCAAUUCUCCUUCAAUAUCGAUUCAAUUAUUGUUUCUUCAUAGACGCCAUCAGCUCAUCACUGUGGAUCACCCCCUGUUCUCCUAACCCUAAUUGUAAUCUUAGGGUUUGCGAUUUGUGUUUCUCUUUUCUUGUAGGGGGUGAUUGUUGAACCAAUCCAAUCAUUUUUUGACAAAAAUGGUGAGGAGUUGCGUUCAAUCGUUGCUGAAACUGGUCAAUUCGUUCAUCGGAAUGUUAGGGAUCGCGAUGAUCAUUUACGGCUUGUGGAUGAUUAGGGCUUGGCAGCGGCAAAUGGACGGCUCAGAUUACCCUACUCCAUGGUUCAUAUACGCCACGCUUGGACUUGGUGCAACUUUGUGUGUGAUCGCAUGCUCCGGUCACAUCGCCGCAGAGACCGCAAACGGAUGUUGCCUCUAUUGUUAUUUGGUCUUUAUCUUUUUGCUUUUGAUGGUGGAAGGUGCGGUCACAACGGAUGUAUUUCUAAACCGGAAUUGGGAAGAGGACUUUCCGAAAGAUCCAAGUGGGAAUUUCCAUGAGUUUAGGGAUUUUAUUAAGGAGAAUUUCGAUAUAUGCAAAUGGGUCGGCUUGUCCAUUCUUGGUGCUCAGGGGUUGUCUAUAUUUUUGGCACUCAUUCUCAAAGCUCUUGGGCCAUGGCCAUAUCAUGAAGUAAAUUAUGAUAGUGAUGAUUAUGCAACCAUUGAAGAUUAUCCACUUUUAAGAAAUUACCCAAAUCAACCCCGUUAUGUUGUUGGUGCUCCGGUCUAUGGCACUAGAUGAUUUUUGAUAUGGACAAUCAGGUUGUUACAUGGAAACAUGUUGUGGGAGCUUCGGGAAGAUUCGUUAUUUGGUUAAGUGUAAAACGAAAGAUGUUUUGUUCGUGGAAGGUUAAAUAGAAUUUAUUCAAACAUAUUUAGUGUAAAAUGCUGUUAAUUAUUUAUUAUAUAUAGGAAAUUAAAAUUGAGGUAGCAA
Molecule: messenger RNA, 1131 nt
Organism: Lactuca sativa (garden lettuce)
Lineage: Eukaryota; Viridiplantae; Streptophyta; Magnoliopsida; Asterales; Asteraceae
Product: Tetraspanin family protein
Cellular component (GO): membrane
Source: RefSeq, a predicted model, not a curated record